This is a messenger RNA of Beauveria bassiana ARSEF 2860, 1056 nucleotides long. Its product is annotated as polysaccharide deacetylase. Gene Ontology annotation, biological process: carbohydrate metabolic process. The record is from RefSeq and is a predicted model, not a curated record. The transcript has 3 exons. Gene Ontology annotation, molecular function: hydrolase activity, acting on carbon-nitrogen (but not peptide) bonds; chitin binding. NCBI's taxonomy places the organism in Eukaryota, Fungi, Ascomycota, Sordariomycetes, Hypocreales, Cordycipitaceae. The coding region runs from base 1 to 1056 and encodes 351 amino acids.
AUGAAGCAUACACUUGCCAUUGUUUCAGCACUGAGCGUUUUGGUAGUCGCGCACACAUCGCUGGCCAGCUUCACCGGCCCUACUACCCUAAUAAACAAAGGCCAGCAGUGCGGUGCGGGCGUGGGAUUAUUCUGCGCGCCAGGAUUGUGUUGUUCAGAAGGAGGAUGGUGCGGAACAAGCCAUGCACACUGUGGUGGCUCUCAGUGCCAACUGGAUUACUGCGACUCCUGCGAUACAUUCAAAGGGCCGUCCGGGCCAUCGACUGGCGAUAUUCGCCGCGAGAAAAUUGGCGCCGUUCCAUACGGCACAAUCAUCACGAGUUGCAAAACCCCCGGCACAAUGGCUCUCACGUUUGACGACGGCCCGGACGUGUACACCUCCCAGCUUCUCGACAUUUUGAAAUCAUACAACGUCACGGCCACCUUCUUCAUUGCCGGAAACAACCGGGACAAGGGCCCAAUGGACGACCCGGCGCGCCCGUGGGCCGGUGUGCUUCGACGCAUGCACAAUGAAGGCCACCAGCUGGCGAGCCACACUUGGACGCACCGCAACUUGAACAAGGUCAACAGGACCAUCCAGUACUCUGAAAUCGUGUACAAUGAAAUGGCCUUUUGCAACAUCUUUGGCUGGUUCCCCACUUACAUGAGACCGCCGUAUCUAGAGUGCAACGCGGAGAGUGGCUGCAGGGACACCCUCCGGACGCUGGGCUACCAUAUUGUCAACAGCAACAUGGACACCAAGGAUUACCUCCAUAACUCGCCUGAGAAUAUCCGUCUCUCCAAGGAACGCUUCGAAAAGGCUGUAUCUCGGGAUGCUUCCCGCAACAGCUACAUCACGCUGGCCCACGACGUGCACCACCAGACGGUCGUGACGCUCACCGGCUACAUGAUUGAGCUUUCGCGAGAGCGCGGCUACAAGCUCACCACCGUGGGCGAGUGUCUGGACGAUACCCGCAGAAACUGGUACCGAACCACGCCCAACGCCCCCCCCGAGACAGCGGCAGUUUGCCUGGGCACUGUGGCGCCCGGAUGUCAAAGGAAACUUUGGUCGCUGUAA